AUGACUAUCACUAAAGAAAAUUAUCCGAGUACUUUUAAAGGUUUUGGUGUCGAUAAGGCAGAAAACUGGAAUAAACCUAAGCUUGUUGAAUAUAAAGCAAAGGAUAUGACUCCAACAGAACUUUGCGUUAAGAUAGAAUGCUGUGGUCUCUGUGGAUCUGACGUUCACACAUUGAAGGGGCACUGGGCACCGCUUCAAAGAGAUGAUCUAGUUGUGGGACAUGAGGUUGUCGGAAGAGUUGUCAGUGUCGGAAGUCAAGUCUCUGAAUUUGAAAUAGGAGAAAGAGUAGGAAUUGGUGCGGCGUGCAAUUCUUGCCAUAAUUGUGUUAGAUGCAAAAAUGACAACGAACAAUAUUGCCGCAAGUUGAUCCAUACGUACAAUGCUUCAGACUGGAAGAGUGACAACUACGUGACACAGGGAGGUUAUGCAAAUUACACAAUAGCUGAUGAAAGUUUCACAUUUCAUAUUCCUGAGAACUUGGAAUCAGUUCAUGCAGCUCCCUUAAUGUGCGGGGGAUUGACAGUAUUUUCUCCUUUGGUCAGAGGAGUUGGCUUCGAUGCCAAAGGUAAAAAUGUUGGCAUAAUUGGUAUUGGUGGCUUGGGGCACAUGGCAAUUCAAUUUGCCGCUGCUAUAGGUGCUGAAGUUACAGCAUUCUCUCGCACUUCCUCCAAAAAGGAACAAUGCUUGAAGAUGGGAGCGAAAUAUUUUGUGGCCACUAACGAGGAUAAAGAAUGGUAUGAAAAUUAUGGUGACAAAUUUGAUAUGCUUUUAAAUUGUGCAUCUAGUUUCACUGACAUUGAUUAUUCUUCCUUUACCAAAGUAUUAAAGGUUGGAGCGGUAUUCACUACAGUAGGAGCCCCGCCUGUGUCUGAAAUGUUAUCUUUCUCACCUUUUCAGUUGAUUUUGAAUAAUCUUAAUAUAUGUGGAUCCAACAUCGGAAGUAAAAAGGAAGCAAUCAAAAUGUUAGAAAUUGCAGCUGAAAAAGGUAUCAAACCUUGGAUUGAAGAAGUGCCCAUCUCAGCAAAGGCUUGCGGCGAGUCUUUGGAAAGAUGUGACAAAGGUGAUGUUAGAUAUAGAUUUGUUUUCACUGAUUAUGAAAAUGCAUUUUGA
Molecule: messenger RNA, 1110 nt
Organism: Priceomyces carsonii
Lineage: Eukaryota; Fungi; Ascomycota; Pichiomycetes; Serinales; Debaryomycetaceae
Product: NAD(P)-dependent alcohol dehydrogenase
Exons: 1
Coding region: 1-1110 (369 amino acids)
Biological process (GO): alcohol metabolic process
Molecular function (GO): zinc ion binding; alcohol dehydrogenase (NADP+) activity
Source: RefSeq, a predicted model, not a curated record